AUGUCGUUCACGACGAUGCCGCCUGUGUUGACCGAAAGCCAGAAAGGUUCGGUCGAGGACAUUCAAAUCUCACUUGCCCCCUACAUUCAAUCCUACCUGAGCCAAACCGGCAGGCGGCACUCGUGUUGCAGUGUGAUGCUACCGGUGGCAUUCGAACGAGCGGCUCCCCGCUCCUGGUUCAACCCGCGGUUCGAUUCGCCCGUCCUGGAGGGCCAGUAUCAAGCGAGCGUGUUUCCUCAGCUUCGACUCAAGUUUCGCUUCGCGCUCUUCUACAUCCUGCUCUGCUCGCUCGUCUGGCUGCUGUACUUCCUCCUCGACGCUGGCCCUACCACCUACACGCCGCUUACCGUCGCCAUUGGUCUGAUAUUCGUGUUUACGCUCCUCGGCCUGUGGGUGAGUGGGACGGACAUCUUCCGGGCGUACACGAACCUGUUGUCCAGCGCCUGUGCCAUCUUGCUGUGCAUGUUCUCGCUCUCGCUACUACUACUGACUCGCGAAGCGCUAAGUCCGCUUGGGCACUUCUCUAUUUGCAUCGAGAUCGUGCUCCUCGUAUACACCAUUAUCCCACUGCCGCUCUGGCUGUGCUGUACCAUUACCAUACUAUACUCGCUCUGCUUCGAGGUAAUCUCGUUUCUCCAGCAGACCCAUUUCGAUUACAACUCUCGUCCGAAUGGCGCAAUGAUUCACAGCGAACCAGGCAACAGCGGUAGCUCCUCUGUAAGCAACGAAGGCGACGACAACACGUUUCUGUGCAAAAUUAUCAUGAUACGGGUGCUGAUACAGUUAUGUGUGCACCUGAUCGGCGUGCAGAUCCUGGUGAUGACGGUGGUGCGGAUGCGGGGAACGUUUAUGAAGGUCGGUCAGAACUUGUUGGUGCGACGUCAGCUCGAAAUGGAGAAGCAGCUGAAGGAAAAGAUGAUCCACUCGAUGAUGCCCCCGAAGGUGGCCGAUCUAUUGCUGAAGGAGAGUAGCGCAACGAAGGCUGGGACUGCGGCGGGCGGGGGCACUAGCUUUGAUCAGUAUCCAGCGCCACGCCGAGCUACACCCUCCGAUCUGAAGUCACUGUUUCGGCCGUUCCACAUGAACCGAAUGGAAAAUGUAAGCAUCCUUUUUGCCGAUAUCGUCGGGUUUACUCGAAUGUCCGCUACGAAAACCGCCGAGCAGCUGGUCGAGAUACUUAACGAUCUGUUCGAGCGUUUCGACGAUCUAUGUUUGGUGAAUGGAUGUGAGAAAAUUUCGACCCUGGGCGACUGCUAUUACUGUGUGUCUGGAUGCCCGGAACCUCGGCCCGACCAUGCUAUUUGCUGUGUCGAGAUGGGAUUGGGAAUGAUUGAGUCGAUACGUGUUUUCGAUGCGCAACGUAACGAAGGAAUCAAAAUGCGCGUCGGUGUGCACACCGGCACGGUGCUCUGCGGCAUCGUUGGCACCAAGCGCGUCAAGUUCGACGUCUGGAGCAACGACGUGACAUUGGCAAAUCGCAUGGAAUCUAGUGGAAAGCCGGAUCAAGUGCACGUGUCGGAGGAAACCUGUGGUUUUCUGGGCGAUUCGUACAUCAUCGAAGAAGGCGAAGAAGUUGACAAACAUCGUACCUACUUUGUGGUUGGGAAGAAGAUCGAUCUGGUCGGUUCGGUUACCGAGGGCUUAUCAAGCAUUGGCUUGCCAACGGAUAUGCAUUUGCUCACUUCGUCGCCGCUAGACGAAGCGAUGACAAGUUACAGCGGGGAGGACCAGGCGGGAAGUUCUUGUUUGUCGCGAAGCCCUACCAACCUGUCCACGAUACAGCCAGCCGUACCACCCGCAUCGCCAGCUGGUCCCGUGUUUUUCUCCUCACUGCACGCGUCACUAGUUGCCACUCCUGCGCGAAAUCGCAUAACUUCACUCACGAAGAUGACUAAGUUUUUCAAAUCGGCUGUCAAAGGAGACGGUACACGUCUGCUGAAUACACAACGGGCAACGGGUACCGCGAGUGAAUCGACCGGCGUUCGCGGCGAUGAAGAAGAGCUGGAGAAACCACGAAUAAUAAUUAGCACGAAAUCGAUCUCAGAAGGAUCUGAUUCGGAGGAGGACGGUGGGUUUAUGAUGAUGGCAAAAUGCAAGAGUGCUCCUCGGCUUCCUUCGUCUGCAGCAGCGUCACAUGAUCGAUCCAUCGAAGAGGCAAUGGACGAUCAUCCCCUCACACAGCAAGUGCCCACGGUGACAGUGUUCAACGAAGAACAACGAAGGCUGCCCCGUCGCGGCGGAGAAAACAGCACGCAACACGGCAAAAUAGUUCGGCCCAAUGUUGUACCCAAUACAUUUCGUGGUUGCUGGAACGUUAGCAAACUGCUGAAACGUCAUGAACCGUCGGCGUACUCUCCCCGGGACGUCGGUAGUGCCCAAAACUGUGAUAGUGCGGCAAAACGAUGUGAGGAAGAGACGCCAUGCAUUGAACAACGGGGUGGUGUAGUGCGAGAGGCAGCCGGUGUGAGCACCGAAAACCGAACAGCCGCCGCUAGUGAUACCAGCAGCACUAGCAACCACGUUGCAAGCAGCACAAACUGUUAUCAGACCGUACCGAUCGUCAUUGUCACGCCGCGUCCUAGCAGCCAAACGUUGGAUGGAGUGAAUGGUGCAAAUGAUGCUAGUAACGGCGCGUGCUGUUCCUCGAGCGCUACCGUCACGUCUGCGGGUGGUGCGGGAGGCGGUCGUGACUGCUUGCGUAUGGCAAACAGCGCACAUGACAGCGAAAACUCCAUGUUUGACGAGAUCAUCGACGUUCGCUCGUACAUUUCCCAGUCGCGCAGCGACAUUUCUCCAUUCGGUCGCACGGGAAGCUAUCGAUCGCAGACAGCAGAUCGGACAUCUAUCAUACACGAUCUCGCCCUAGUCGCCAGAGGAAGUUCCGGUGGCGGCAGUGGAAGCUUCAGUCGACCGCGUAGCUCCACCCUAACCACUACAUCACAGUGUGGUGCCGGCGGGAGAGGAGGCGAACAACAGCACGUGCGCCACGCAUCUGUCGCGGCCUGUCCCAGCUCUCGCCUGCUCGGACCGGAUGGGGCCAGCCUUUCACCGUCGGCUACUUCUCGCAAGGAUUCCGGCAUUCGGUCCAACAGUCGACGCUCCAGCAUUCAGCACCAAAUCAUGCUAAUGAGCCAAAGCGUUGCGCUGUCUACGCACCGCGUUUCGGGCUAUUUCACCAGCUCCCAAUCCAGCUUGUCGGGAGCAAUGGUUACCGGUACCAACGUCCAAGAACCACACCCAUCUGCAGCAGCACACCACCACAUCAUGAAACCGAACGGCGGUUUACGUGGCACGGCAACUAUCGGCAAUUGUGGUGGUGGUGUUGGUGGUGGUGUUGGUAGUGUUAGUAGUGGUGGCGACGGUCAGUGCAUCGUGGUGGGGUCAAAGGAACCACAUCCCGACCCGCUAGCCGCCUGUCUUCAGCAAUUGCGCAAGCAGUCCGAUCUGCAGCUGAUCCGGUGUGUGCGAGACAAUGCCCGUUCGCAGCGCAGCUACCUCGUGAAGCCGCCCCUGCUACCCGUGUCACUGUGCUUCAAGUCGCGGCUCAUGGAGCAAGAGUUUCGUUCAAAGGCGCAUCGCUUCGGCAGCGAGGGAGGCGGACCAGGCGAGCUUGAAGGUGGUGGUCCGCCGACCUUAGCCACCCCGAAGUACAACACCUACAUUGAUCUGCUGGUCUCGUUUGCCAUCUAUCUUGCCACUUCAACAUCACUCUUUCUCCUAUCACCCUCGGUCUAUCUGGAGUCGUACAAAGUGUGGGUGUGUAUCUUCGUCCUGUUCAGUACAGCGCAGCUGUUCGUGCUGUUCAUCUGCACCAAGCAGGUGUGUUCGCGGACACGCAAAACAUCCAUGCGCCGCUCGCGCCCCAUCGUCAGCUAUAGCUGCUACGACAGUCUGCUACAGCUCGCUUCCCAUUGGUAUCCGUGGCACCUGUGCGGCGGCAUCCUAAUGUCGCUUCCCGUCGUGUCCAUUCUCUCGAACUUUGCCAUGAUGGACGUCACUAAGUUCCGUGUGUUCGAGUUUCACUACGGCUUUCUGAUGUACAUCUGCAUCGUACACUUCUGCAACUUUACCCAGCUCAACUGGCGCAUGCGCAACUGCAUGGCCCUCCUGACGGCUAUUGCGUUCAUUGGCAUCGCGAUCGGUCAUAUGAUGCAGCUGUUGGCCCUGGACAAGCUCGGCACGCCGGUGUCAUUGAACAGGACGAGCACAGUGGGCCCGGCAGUAGCAGUACCGCAGAGCGCCAACACUCUGCACCAGGCCCAAUUCGAAUGGUUCAACAACUAUCGAGUCGAAAUUUACGUCGAUUUGUUUCUGCUGCUCGUGCUGGUGUGGUUUCUGAAUCGCGAGUUCGAAAUCGGUUAUCGGUUAAGCUUCCACGGCAGUGCCGUUGCCAGCCAGGACAAGGUGCGUGUGCAGAACAUGAAAAAUCAGGCCGAUAUGUUGCUGCACAACAUCAUACCGAAACACGUGGCGGAGCAGUUGAAAAAUACCGCCAAAUACUCGGAGAAUCAUCACAACAUCGGUAUUAUUUUCGCGAGCAUCGUCAACUUCAACGAAAUGUACGACGAGUCGUACCUCGGUGGCAAGGAGUAUCUGCGUGUGCUGAACGAACUGAUCGCCGACUUUGACGAGCUACUCGCGAGACCCGAGUUCCGGUGCGUGGAGAAGAUCAAAACUAUCGGCAGCACGUUCAUGGCGGCCUCCGGUCUCGACCCGGGCUGCCGCGGCGCAAACUAUGAGCAUCUCUAUGAGCUGGCUGACUUUGCGCUAGCGAUGCAACAGGUGGUAGAGUCGUUCAAUCGGGAUUUACUGGAGUUUAACCUCAUCAUGCGCGUCGGUUAUAACUAUGGCGAUGUGACGGCCGGAGUGAUCGGCACGAGCAAGCUGUACUACGACAUCUGGGGCGAUGCGGUCAACGUGGCCAGCCGGAUGGAUUCGACGGGCGUUGCAGGCAGAAUACAGGUUGGUAGCGAGUGUGUGCCAGUGCUGAGCGAGCGGUACGACUUUGAACCACGUGGCAAGGUGUAUGUCAAGGGAAAGGACCACAUGGAAGUGUACCUGUUGAUCAGGAAGAAACCGGACUUACUGGGACCACUGGAGCUAGACAUAGAUCCUCUUUGA
Molecule: messenger RNA, 5121 nt
Organism: Anopheles cruzii
Lineage: Eukaryota; Metazoa; Arthropoda; Insecta; Diptera; Culicidae
Gene: Ac13E
Product: adenylate cyclase type 9
Exons: 4
Coding region: 1-5121 (1706 amino acids)
Biological process (GO): cyclic nucleotide biosynthetic process; intracellular signal transduction; adenylate cyclase-activating G protein-coupled receptor signaling pathway
Molecular function (GO): adenylate cyclase activity
Source: RefSeq, a predicted model, not a curated record